Achroia grisella is the source of this 414-nucleotide messenger RNA. Its product is annotated as cytochrome c oxidase assembly factor 4 homolog, mitochondrial. NCBI's taxonomy places the organism in Eukaryota, Metazoa, Arthropoda, Insecta, Lepidoptera, Pyralidae. The coding region runs from base 82 to 291 and encodes 69 amino acids. Gene Ontology annotation, biological process: mitochondrial respiratory chain complex IV assembly. Gene Ontology annotation, cellular component: mitochondrial intermembrane space. The record is from RefSeq and is a predicted model, not a curated record. The transcript is spliced from 2 exons.
CUGUGUUUUUAGCAGUAGAAAGAAAUUCGUAAUUUAAAAUUUACACUUCUUUUUAAUAAUAUUUCCAUUUUAUUACACAAAAUGACUAUAACCCACCGUGAUAAGACAACUGAUGCUGAUGACGACCCUGUGGAGUCCAUGCUUAAAAGAACUGGUUGUUUAGAAUUACACUAUAAAGUACAGGAGUGCAUAGCUACUACGAAGGACUGGAGGAAGUGUCAGUCAGAAGUGAAUAAUUUUAAAGAUUGUAUCAACAAACACAAGCAGUCAGAGACUUCACAAGCUAAAUGAACAUGAAAUGGUGUAUUAUAGUUUAUUUCAUAGGACAUGUAUGUUAGGAACUAAAUAAAGUGAAUUGUGAAUUAUGUAAUAAAAAAAUAAAUAUUUAGUCUUUUAAUAAAAUUGUUAAGUUUG